UUUGCAAUGUAGCCUUGGGAAAGGACAGGGUAGGGCGACUGAAAAAAAAAACAAGAGACUUAGAGAGAGGAGAGACAGGGGAGGGAGGCGGUGUCCUCCUCUCCACAGAGUUCCAGCCCUGGAGCCAGGUUGUGGCUCCUAGAGCUGUGAGGGACAGCCCCCUCCUCCUGUCCCCUGGGACUCUACCCCAACCCACCAACAGCCUUGUCUUGGUCAGGACCUGCCUCCCCUGCUUUUGGCUUUCCCCCUUGCUCUUUGACCCUUCCCUUCACUGGCUUUCCUGGUUGCUGGCUGUCUGUAUUCCCUCCAUCACACACUUGCCCACUCACCCUGUGCCACCCGUGGCUUUCUAUCAGGCCCUGGCAGAGAAAGUCUGGGAUAUGAUGUGCCCAUCUCGCACCCUGCUGGUAUUAAGUGGGUGCUCCCCGGGUGCUCCUGGCCUCUGCCACUGGGCCCAUACUCAUGGGAAGCCCCCCUAAGUCCCCAGGGCCCUGGUUAAUGGAGAGAUGUGGCUCCCUGGGGCACAGCCAAGGAACCCCCUGGGUUGGCAUGGCAUCCCUGCUCCCAGCCCUCUGUCACACCCCCUUUUGUCAGCUCAGACCUCUGUGGGGAAGGGAUGCUUUAGGCAGCACCCUUGCUGUCCCAUGGGCACCAAACCCUGUCCCCAGGUGGAGUGACAGAAUGCAGAUAGGAAAAGAAGGGGAGAGGGGCCCCAGGCACAGAUGUAUAUCCACAGAGGUGAUACAGCUGUGCACCCGUGGAAAUAGACAUGAGCUUAUAAAGAUAAAUGUAUGUGUGGAGAGGUGCAUAGCCCCUGACACGGUCAUGCAUGCACACAGCUUGACAUUUGCACUCAGACACAGAUACACAGCCGGGGAGGGACAUUCCCUCAGAAAUGUUUGUACAGAUCCAGAGAGAAAGCUGGGCACAUGCAGGCGUAGCUGCAUAUCCGUGUAGGUAGAGACACGUGGAUACACAGAGGCAGAAGUAGGUGUGGUCCAUGUGCAUGCACAGAGAUGGGCGUGUGUGCAAAGAAACGGAUAUGAAUGCACAGUGUUGGGUGCAGCAGCAAAGGGCAUAUUCACACUCAGAAGUGGACAGUCACCCACAGAGAGAUUAAUGUACCUGGCACCUGAUGCACAGACACUAAGAUGGGCUCGUGUGCCCGGGGAAACGGCAUGACCAGAUGAUGAUGCAGGGGCACCCAGAGACGGACAGUCUGUACGGUGUCUGUACAGUGGCUGAAACAGACAGGUACGGCAGCAGGCCCUCCACCCCGGACAUACUCACAGUGCCUCUCAGAGACAGCUCUUGUGUCCGCUAGGCGUCUGAGAUGCAGCAGAGCCAGUCAUGGAGAGGGGAGGCAUCUCUAUGCCAAGACACCCCCUGGACGUUUGAAAGUGUGUCCUCAGGGCUCGGCUGUGGGAGUCUGCACAGCCAGGCUCUGGCAGGGCCCCAGGAGCCUGGGGUUGACUGUCCCGUGGGCGGCUCAGGCACUAAUGACCCUCGUGGGCAGGCAGCGGGCAGCCUUUGUUCCUUCUCCACCACCCCCCCUGGGGACCGGGAGAGAGCAGGAGGCCAGGCUGCUGAUUGGAGGAAGGGCAGCCGGGCAGGGGAGGCCCCACCCACUGGAGACUUCCAGGAAAGGUGAAAAGUACUAGCAGACCUGAGGUCUGUGUAGCCUUUGGGGUCCGCGCAAACGGAAGGCAGGAUAAGGGAGAGCAUGUACCCGAGCUUAGUGGGACUGGCACUCUUCCUCACACUCCACAUGCCUUAGCCAUCUAGUUCUCACAAUGCCUGACAGGUAACCACUCUCAUCUCACAGCUGAGGAAACGGAGGCCUGGAGAGGCGAAGUGACUUGCCCAAGAUCACACAGCUAGUAGCUGCCAGAGUUGCAAUCUGAACCCACAUGGUCUUGGUUCUGGGAGUUGCCAGGCAAAACCACACCAGAUCCUUGCCAUUCCCCCUGGGGCAGAGGGGGGGUUUAAAAGGACACGCUUUGGGCACAGAUGAACAUGGGCUCAAAUUGAUAGGGAUGCUUCCUAGCUGUGUAUUCCUGAGCAGUUCAAUCCGUCAAUGGCUGCUGAGCACUUAGGAUGUGCUAGGGGCAGGUGUGCAGUGGGGACGGAGACAAUGAGAUGAUGUGCCCUGGGCCAAGCCCCGUGGGAGGCACUGGAGCGAGAAGCCCAAAAAGACAGAGGAUGUUCGUAGAAGAGUCAGGUGGCCCUCGCUGUGCUAGGGGAGCACCCAGAGAGGGAGCACUCUCCCAGCUUGGGGUGGGGACAGGGCAACUCCCUGGAGGAGAUGACAACAUCCAUCAAGGGACGAUGGAGCAGAAGGAGGGGCAGUUCAGGCUCAAGGAACAGAGCAUGAAGAGUGGGAGAGAUGCCGGUGGCUGGGGUGUGGAACUCAAGACGGGAAGCAAGUCUGACAUGUCCUGAAGAAGCAUGAAUGCCAAGCAGAGGACUUGGGAUUUUAUCCUGAGCAGAGGGGUGAUGCAGUCAGACCUGCGUUUUGGAGAGAUCGGGGCAGAGAGCAGUUUGGAGGGGAAGAGAGCAGACAAGAGCAGAGGCACGCAGGCCAGGGAGGAGUUUGCCGUCAUCAGGCAGGGGCGAGGUGGUAAGCGUGGCCAGCGGUGGCUUCAGAAGUUGCCUCAGAGCCUAAAGUGGUCACCAAGCUCGAGCACGGACCGUGUACGUGGGGAUGAGGGGCAGGGAAUACGAGGCAGCCGCUACAUUUCUGGCUCGUGGGUUGGUGGUGCCACCACCUUGAAUAGGAAAUCCCAGGGGAGAAGCAAGUUUGGGGGCAGCAGGGGUGGAGGGUGACAAUGAGUCCACUGUGGAUUCUGAGGGGCACUCUGGUGGUUACUGCCGGUUGCCAACACAACAGCCUUCUGUGCCUUGCUCUUUGCUAACCAAAUCCUGGUUUUGUUGUGGUAGCACUAUGCCGGCAGUCCUGUAGACCCUAGAGGAGGGAGGGGAGGGGAGAAAGUGAAGAUAAGAAGUGUAGACAUUGCUCUCAAGAAGUCUGGCUCUGACAGCCAGCAGAUGGGUAGGGUGGGAGCUGGAGGGAAACACAGGUUUGUGAAAAGUGUUUGUAUCCCCACCCACCCCCAUGAUGGGGAGGCGUCCGUGUGCCUAAAUGUGGAUGACAGAAGGAAAGCCAGGCAGGAGAGCCUGGGGACCCAGAGAGAGGGGAGCUAAUGGAGGGUUAGGUCCCAGAGUCAGUGAGAGGGGCAGGCGCUGGGCAUAGGAGGUGGAAUUGGCCUUGGACAGGAUGUGGAACCAUCCUGCAGCUGGAGGGAAGGGACAGAUGAGCACUUGGAGACAGGGUGGGAGAUGACGGGGUGUCUGCUUUCCAUCUCUUUGUUUCUGCUGGAGGGGCUGGGGUUGUCUGGAAGGGGAGACUAGUGACCAUCUGGGAUGAUGUCCGUGGAGGGUCAGAGAGAGAGCCACCUAGGGAAACACAGAGAGGCUAAGGGUGGAACUGAGACCCGAGAAGAGGCUGGAGACGCUGACCAGGCACAAGUGCUGACCGCACGGUGACGGAGCGCUGCCCAGCAGUGCUCGGGCGGGGGUCUACGGCAGGUGAGAAUACAGCCAGCUGGGCUUGUCCCGCAGAUGUCACACCCUGGAAUUUAAGCCCAAGAUGAGGCAAAGGGUAUGCCAGGUGUGGGACAAGCACAGGGAAAAGAGACUAGAGGUUGCAUGGAGUGUGGAAAGAGACGGCUGUUUCAAGGGUAGGAUGAACAUUUCAGAGGUGAGUGAUCCUAGGGAUAGCAGGUCAAGGGUGUAGUCGUGAUGACGGUGACAGUCUUCCAUUCUCCGUGGCUCAGCCAAUGCCAUCACAGCCCUGCCUGCAUCUUGGUUUUCACCGUUCCAGGCAUGCAGACAGCUUCUGCCUGCAACCCCUGUGCUUUGGAGCCAUUCCUUGCCCCUCACUGGUACAACUUGAGGCCAUAGUCUACACCAUCUGCCGGAAGUGUGCAUGCGGGUUGCCCACCAUGGUAGCUGCUCAUCAACAUACCCUCAACUGGCUUCUUCUCAACCCUGUCUCACUUCCCCACGCCCCUGCCUGUGCUUCCUGGAUCACCUCCCAAAUAAGCUGCUUGCCCUUGAACCCUUGUCACAGAGACCUCCUGCAGAGCAACUCAACCCAAGACAGCAGGCUCAAACCCUCUGGGUAUUAGUUACCUCCUCUGUAAGACAGGGAGUCUAAUGUGUGCCUGUGAAAUUAGAAGGGCGCAAGCACACGGACGUGAGGCUUCUGGCACCAGGCCCAGCACCCAGCAGGCACUAAGUCAGCGCUCUCUCUCAUACACACAGUGGGUGUUUAAUAAAAGCUCCCGUCCCCUCAGAUGGCCCAGGACAGCGGAACCUUUCUGUCGCUGCCAAUCAAGUCCCACAGACCCUCAGAUCCUGGCCUGCCCCAAGCUCUACGGACCUGUGGGGGCCCCGGCAAGGAGAUGCUGGCAGAGCUGGGGUCCUGUCUGCUGCUGGCAGUGGCUCUGCUGGGCUCAGGCCCCGGGGCCCAAGCCAUGACAGGUGUUAAAUGUGGGGGUGUGCUCUCAGCACCUUCCGGAAACUUCUCCAGCCCCAACUUCCCCAGGCUCUACCCCUACAACACAGAGUGCAGCUGGCUGAUUGUGGUGGCCGAGGGUUCCUCUGUGCUGCUCACCUUCCACGCCUUCGACCUGGAGUACCAUGAUGCCUGUGGCUUCGACUACCUGGAGGUCUACAACGGCGCCUCAGGAGACAAGGGCAACCUGCUGGGGAGGUUCUGUGGCCGGGUGCCCCCGCCGCCCUUCACCUCCUCCUGGCAUGUCAUGUCCGUCGUCUUCCACUCAGACAAGCACGUGGCCAGCCGCGGCUUUUCUGCUGGCUACCAGAAAGAUGUGUGUGGCGGCGUCCUGACGGGCCUUUCGGGGGUCCUCACCAGCCCUGAGUACCCCGACAGCUAUCCCAACAACGUGGAGUGCCGCUGGGUGAUCCGGGCCGCCGGCCCCGCCACUGUCAAGCUGGUGUUCGCGGACUUCCAGAUGGAGGGCAAUGAGGAGUGCACCUAUGACUACGUGGUCGUCCUUGGGGGGCCCGGCCCUGCCCACGGGCAUCACUACUGUGGCAGCACCAGGCCCCCCACCCUCGUGUCGCUGGGCCACGAGCUACAGGUGGUUUUCAAGUCUGACUUUAACAUUGGAGGUCGGGGCUUCAAGGCCUACUACUUCUCAGGAGAAUGCCAGGAAGUGUACACGGCUGUGCGAGGCAACUUCUCCAGUCCACAGUACCCCAGCUCCUACCCUAACAACAUCCACUGCCACUGGACCAUCCGCCUGCCUCCUGGCUACCGGGUCAAGGUGUUCUUUCUGGACCUAGAUCUGGAGGGUCCCAGCAGCCUGACCAGGACCUGUGACUUUGACCAUCUGGCAGCCUUUGAUGGGGCCAGUGAGGAGGCGCCCCUCCUGGGGAAUUGGUGUGGCCACCACCUGCCAGCACCAGUCACCUCAAGUCACAACCAGCUUCUGCUUCUGCUGCACACAGACCGCAGCACCACCCAAAGGGGCUUCUCUGUGGCCUACAUUGGAGUCGUGCCCGUGAACGUGAGCUGCUCCCGCACGGAUUUCCAGAUCCUGAUCUCCGCACAGGCACUGGCACCACUGGAGCGGACCAAGGUCUACCUGGGCAGCCGGAGCUGUGCCGCCCAGGAAGUCGGCAGCACCUUCCGGAUCCAGGCCCGCUUCGACACCUGCGGCACCGAGUCUCAGAGGAGGAACAACACGUCGGUGAUCGUCAGCGUGCUGUACAUUGACUUCUCGGCUGGUGGGCAGGAGGACAUCCAUGAGUACGAGGUCCGCUGUGAGCCACGGCGCAAGGAGGCUUCUAUCCACCUGCUGUCUGGCUCCGACUGGCUGGGGCCCUAUGCCGCCACAGCCGAGCAUCUUCAGGAAGCGCCACCCAGGGAUGAGGUGGAGGCCCUGGAGGGCCCUGUGGCCAUGGUGACCCAAGACACCAGUGACAUUGUCUUCCUGGGCCUUUGCAUCCUGGCUGGAGUCCUCAUGGUCAUUGCCAUCGUGGUCCUGAUGCUGCUGUGAGCAGGCAAGGGACCUGGGUUCUGGCUUCCCUGGGAGGCAGCUUGCGGUCCCCAAAACAGGAGCACACCAGGCUUUAUCGACUUGUUGGCGACCACGGACAAGUCACUGUCCCUCUCCGAGACUCAGUUUCCUAGGCUCACAGAGCUGGCGUGAGGCUCAGAGAAGAGCACGAAUGGAUAUGAGCUUUGUAAACUAUGUCAUGUUGUGUGUGUGUGCAAUUGUUACUAAUUUGAAAGAUGGCCUGCAGUAGAAAAGAAGACUCCUGUGUGUGUUACUUGGCAUCAUGGAUAGCUGUGGUCACUGGUCACUUGUUCUGUAACUUGCACAAGUGCUUUACCCACUCAGGAUAAAAACAAGGGCAUCUUUUAUUUUUCCAACUAAUGGCUCAUCACAAGCCUUCAUUGGCAGGAAAUUUAGUAACUGUCUAAGGGCCUCCACUCUCUUGAACUGACUCAGGAACCUUGAGGACUUCAUCCACAGCAGGCCAGUCCUGCCUCCAAACUCCAGAAACAGAGAGAAAGGGAGCCGAAACCCCACCUAGUGCUGUCAUCCCAGCCUCCGCCAUGUGGUGUCGCUGUUGGAGGCUGGUCGUGCGCAUCCCAGUGGAUCCUGUCUGAAGAGGUGGCGAUGCCCUGCGAGGUCAGAUCCCUGCAUAAAACACAGGCGGGCCCACACUGUGCUCAGCAGUGAGGCUGGAAGCUGAGGACUGGUGUCUCUUUCAUGCUGGCGUUUUUCCUUAAAUAGAUCGUGAUCCUUGACUGCAAAGCUGACUGAAGUUCCUGUGUCUUUGUCCUCACCCCUGAUGUUGAGUCCAUUGUUUCCCUUCAGAUGAGUUCUCUUUGGAGCCUGUGGACCUUCUCCUGCCAUUGGACUUCACUCAGAGCUACUCCAGCAUCCCCGUGUUUCUCUAAGUUCACACUACGGGGAGCAUGGGUUGGGUUCCCGGUGCUUUCUGGCAUCCUCAAGCAAAUUGGUCCAGUCCCCCCAGAGCUCCAAGUGGAACAGCCUUGUUAAUGAAAAAUAAACAAAGAAAUACAGUUAUAAUACACCACUUUCCCCUGCUCACCUGUAUGUUUGCGUAAUGAAUCACUCACAAUCAACAGAAAUCUCCACCUUGACCAUGCUGACCACGGUGCUCAAGUAAGUGAAUUGGAGCCUGAUUACAGUUCUUUCAACAACCCAACCAACAUCCACUUGUUUCCAGCUUUGUCCCCAUUGUUGUGACCGGCUCCAAGCACCCAGCAAAGAAGUCAAAUGAGAUUUCCUGCCUUUGAGAUGUCUACACCCAGGUGUAGCAGCUUCGGGGAGAGGGAGGGCAGACAGUAACUUGCAGAGAAAACGAGAGUGAGAAAAGCCAACAAAGUAAAAAAUUAAGCAAGGGAAAAAGAGUUGCCUGGACAUUAGGAGAACUGGUUCAAGUCCAAGUUCUUCUCAUUAAUUGUGCAAACCUGGGCAAGUCACUUUGAGUCUGUGGGCCUUGAUAUCUCCAUCUGCAAAAUGGGACCACUGUUCAUAGCUUGCUGUAAGAUCGUAGCAACACGAUGAACUAGGGAGGUCUGCCAGGAUAAUGUGCCAGCAGGCGAGUUUUGACUGACACCCCGGGGUGUUGGGAGCAGAGACCCCGUCCUCUUUGUCUCUCACCCACCUUCUCCCUUUCAGAUUCCUCUAGCCACUGAGCUACCUUUGCCAGCCUACAAACCACCUGGGUCUCGGUUUCUCUGGACAAGACUGAUUACACCCCCCUGCCCCCAAGGUCAGCCUUCCUGCCUGCAAAGCAGGGGUGAUGAUAAAUAACACCCGCUGCAUUGGUUCUGUGUGGGGCCUGAGAUCAUGCAUGACAGUGGCCAGUACCUGAGAAGGAUUCAACAAACCUGUUAUGACCUUGACCUAUGAGUUCAUACAAAAGCUCCGGCCUAGAAACCCAAGUUCUCGGCCCAACUUUGCCACUGGCUUGCUGUGUGGCCUUCAGGAACCCAUUCCCUUUUCUGGCCACAGUUCCUGUUUUUAAAAUAUAACAAGCAUCAUUAUCACCUCUGGCACCAUCGCUGUCGUAGCGACGACUCAUAAGCACCAGCUACAUGGCAAGUGUUUGAGCUGUGUCAGCUGACGUAAGCCACCUUGUGAGGCAGACAUAAUUGGCCCCAUUUCACAGAUGAGGAAACUGAGGUCUGGGGAAGGAAGUGCCUUACGCCAGGUCACAGGUGAUGAAAUGCUGAAGCGAGGCCGAGAGGAGGCAGUUCUUUCCUGAGCUGGAGCCUCUUGGGCCCCCAGGCCAAGCUCUCAAACCCAAGGGCCAUGUCUGGUUGGGAAAGGACUGGAAUGGCCGACAGGGAGAGGAUGGUUUUACCCACGGACGUGCCCAGAUACCGCCAUUCCCAGCCCUCUGGGCAGCCGGCACGUUGAUUAUCCUGCCUGAGCCAUGGGAAAUGACAGUCUUUCUGACGGUACAGUGUCUAUUAGAAAUGAAAGGGCUGAAAUGAUACCCAUUAGCCAACACGCCCUGGCCCAGGAAGAGUGUCUGAUGGUGUGUGUACGUGUACCAGUUUCCCCUUGGUGGAGAGCGGAGGCCUUAACCCCAGC
This is a messenger RNA of Acinonyx jubatus (cheetah), 8669 nucleotides long. It is a transcript of the gene CDCP2, whose product is annotated as CUB domain containing protein 2. Bases 4359 to 6089 code for a protein of 576 amino acids. The transcript has 7 exons. The record is from RefSeq and is a predicted model, not a curated record. NCBI's taxonomy places the organism in Eukaryota, Metazoa, Chordata, Mammalia, Carnivora, Felidae.